Molecule: messenger RNA, 3207 nt
Organism: Sycon ciliatum
Lineage: Eukaryota; Metazoa; Porifera; Calcarea; Leucosolenida; Sycettidae
Product: cyclin-dependent kinase-like 3
Exons: 5
Coding region: 127-2652 (841 amino acids)
Biological process (GO): protein phosphorylation
Molecular function (GO): ATP binding; protein tyrosine kinase activity; protein binding
Source: RefSeq, a predicted model, not a curated record
CUAGGGCUCUUACGUACGACUUCCUGGUGUCUAGUCACCGGGAGGGAUUAUUGUUUGAUAUUUUCCAAUCGCUCAACACGAACUGUCUAGACUGAAGUGUGAGUAUCGUGUACAAAGUCGUUCGUGAUGAAUCGCGACGCUCAGGCGUUGCUGGAUGACCUAGGGCUAACACACCAGCAUAUCACGUUCCUAGGUGACGUUCAGGUGAGAGACGAAGACGAAAUCGGCAGAGGAUCAGAUGCUGUUGUCUACAAGGUCAACUGGCAAGGUAUCGAUAUCGCUCUCAAAGUUUUACAUCCUGUGUUGGUUGAGCCAGGUGUACAGGAUAGAGAGCGUAAGAUCAGAGCGUUUGGCCAAGAGUUGUUUCGUCUUAGCAGGGUGCAUCACCCGAACCUGUGUCAACUGAUAGGAUUAGCUCGGGUAAGGGGAAAUGCUGCGUUGGCCCUGGAGUUAUUGUCGGCGUCUCUAGAAGAGGUUAGCAUUGGAGAUGGCAGAGAAGAUGCUCCUAAGCUCGUGUCGUAUCUCUGCGACGCUAGUGCAGGACUUCGCUAUCUGCAUUCAUUCGCAAUCAUUCACCGCGAUCUAGCGCCCAAGAACGUGCUUGUGAAAAAUGGCACGGCCAAAGUCAGUGAUUUCGGCGUUGCUAAAUUUGUGCGCUUGACCUCACCUCGACAACAACAGCACCAAGUCCAAUCGGCCAUGGACAUGACUCGCUGCCCAGGUACACUGCCGUUCAUGCCACCUGAGGCGUUGACUGAGGCUCCGGAUUACGAUCGUCCAUUGGACGUGUUUUCGCUAGGUGUAAUGAUGCUGAGCGUUCUAACAGGAGUAAUGCCUGGCAUCGAGUUGAUCACAGCGCCACAUUUCGUCGUCGUGCGGGAACGUGGCCAACAAGUCGAAGAAGUGAUUCCGGAGACAACACGCAGAGCACGCUACCUAGCACGCUUGCCAGAUGGACAUCCAUUGAAGCCAUUGAUACACCGCUGCCUCUCUAACCGUCCUGGGGACCGACCGUCAGCCGAGCAAAUGCACGAAGAGAUCAAACGUUUCCUGGCCAUGUUCAACAGUAUCUUGCCGAAUCAGCCUAGCACUGCUGGUUCAGGGGUUACCAGGCAACUGGAGUCGAUUUCACAGCAGCUAAGCCAGCAAGCUACAUGCAUUGCUGACAUCACCGCACGCAGCUCUGCAGUAGAGGACCAACUCAGCACCAUAACACAGCGUCUUGUCAACACUCAGCUGGAAACCACCGCCAUCCGUAGCCAACUGCAGACUACGAACCAACAAGUGACCGUAAUCAAUGACCGCGUGCACCGCACCAGCCAACAGGUGACUGGCUUGCGCGACCGACAGGAGACUACACACCAACAAGUGACUGAGAUCCGUGACCGACACGUGACUACGAACCAGCAUGUGACUGAGAUCCUUGACCGACAGGAGGCUAUGCAGCAACAAGUGACUGAGAUCCGUGACCGCCUGGAGACUACGACCGAACAAGUCACCAGCCUGCAAGGACAUGUAGCACUAGUUGCCAGUCAACAGACAGACCGUGCAUCCAUCAGUGAGCAGAUAGAUGAGACCAGCAGCCGAGCAAAUGAUCAACUAUCACAACAUCGCUCUACACUGCAGGCUCAGGGCAGUAGCAGCGACUCUGGACGACCUGCAAUGGAUAGUGGUAGAGUAAGACCAAUUUCUAGUGCGGAAUCCGGAGCCACCAGGACCACUCCAGCUUCCGGUGUUGGUGAAAAUUCUCGACAGCACUCUGCAGCACCUGCCGCACGUUCUCUGGCUCUCACACCAGAGAAGAUUGAGCGUAUCGCGAAGAAGAGAAAGUGGAUCGAAGUGUCAACCCCCAGUGAUGAUCAUUUAAAACUCAUCACGCACCAGAACACUCUCGUGGCCGUCUGGACGGAGGUGUUCGACAGCAUUACAAGCAUCCAGCAGACUACAGACAUGCACCACUGGACUGAGCUUCCGCGUCCGCGUGGUUCGUUCCAAUGCCCGUCCCUUGCAAGCAAUGGUCAGGAUUUGUACAUGUAUUGUCAUGACAACCAAGAUCAACCGUUUCUACUACAGUACGAGCAGAAUGAUAGGCAGUGGGUGAAAGUGGCAAAGGUGCCAUGUGGCCAGCACAGAGGCUGUAUUGUACAUGCUACUGACACUAGUGUUAGUCUUCUAGGUGGUAUCACCCCUAGGUUGGCUAGGCAAGCUGUCAAGCGUGUUAGCUGUUACACACUUCUUGACAAGCAGUGGAGAUCCUCUGCUAUCCCUUCCUGGCCUGCACCACAUGCACUUCCAUGUGACUGUGCAAAAGCAUCGCUUGUAACCUGUGGUGGUUCACUCUACAUCAUUGGUGGUAGCACGGGGUGUUUCCUCCAGUACACUGACGAUGGUCAUUGGCAGGAGGUUCCAGAACCAGAUGAGGUAGACCUGAAGAGCAGCUUGGCAUGCUCACUGUCUGAUGAUAAUCUAGUCAUCACCGGCAGUACAGGAUUCUGGCAAUCUCCGUGUACUGUGUACAAUGUACGUACGCGUUAUGUCUAUGAUCUGCCCGGUGUAGAGUGCGUUACCCUUUCGUCACUAGCGCUACUCAAUGGAGUACUAGUGCUCAGUACAGAAGGUGGCAGCCUCUACACCCUGGACAUGAACAUUUGAGCCGGUCGUGUGCAGCAAAGGACCACUGCUGUGCCAUGUUCGUGUUCUGUACAUUCUACUUCCAGUUUUGCUGAUGAUUGGAUGGCAUAACUGGAUGUUUCCUUUGCAGACUUUCUCAACUUGACCCUGUACUCCAUGUACAUGUACAUGGUGAUACAGUAGACUAACUUCAUGUUCCUGUACAUAUCCACACGUAUACAUUGACAAUGUACAAUGUAAGCGUAGAACUGGAUUUCCUUGCCGCUGGUCCUGAUGUUUAUGAGUGCUAUUUGUUUACUAACAUUUAUGCAUUGCCUGUUGUACUAAGGAUUGUAUGAUAACAUUACUGGCUAUUCAUGGGACUGGAUUGCGUCAUUGCUUUUGCUGGAUGAUGUCAUUCCUAAGUAUUGUUAGCCUAAGGACUGGACGGUGUCAAUGAACUGCUUUAAUUUCCCCCUGUCGUGUAUGCACGCUGAUUUUUCUUUCCAAGUUUUAAUACGUGUUUUUUCUUGCUUUUGCGAUUUUUUCACUUUAUGCGCGGUUCGUAGCAUGACGAUAUAAUACUGUGUGAAAUGU